Osmerus eperlanus (European smelt) is the source of this 954-nucleotide messenger RNA. Its product is annotated as interleukin-1 receptor accessory protein-like 1. NCBI's taxonomy places the organism in Eukaryota, Metazoa, Chordata, Actinopteri, Osmeriformes, Osmeridae. Gene Ontology annotation, biological process: negative regulation of exocytosis; signal transduction. The transcript is spliced from 3 exons. The annotation marks the transcript as partial. The record is from RefSeq and is a predicted model, not a curated record.
UGUGUCCCUCCAGACAACAAGGACUAUGAUGCGUACCUGUCCUACACCAAGGUGGACCCAGACCAGUGGAGCCAGGAGACCAGGGAGGAGGAACGCUUCGCCCUGGAGAUCCUGCCUGACGUCCUGGAGAAGCACUACGGAUACAAGCUGUUCAUACCCGACAGAGACCUCAUCCCCACCGGAAUCAGUCUGUCCAAUGAGCCUUACCAGGAUGACACCAGGCUCCUUAGAGCCUACAUCGAGGACGUGGCCCGCUGCGUGGACCAGAGCAAGCGCCUCAUCAUCGUCAUGACGCCCAACUACGUGGUGCGUCGCGGCUGGAGCAUCUUCGAGCUGGAGACCCGCCUGCGGAACAUGCUGGUCACCGGGGAGAUCAAGGUCAUCCUGAUCGAGUGCGCCGAGCUGCACGGCAUCAUGAACUACCAGGAGGUGGAGGCGCUCAAACACACCAUCAAGACCCUGACCGUCAUCAAGUGGCGCGGGCCCAAGUCCAACAAGCUCAGCUCCAAGUUCUGGAAGCAGCUGCAGUACGAGAUGCCAUACCGACGCACCGAACCACUCCUGGACCACGAGCCGGCCGUGGACGCCAGCGAGCAGGGCCCCUUCGGAGAGCUCCAGACCGUCUCCGCCAUCUCCAUGGCAGCCGCCACCUCCACCGCCAUGGCGACGGCUCACCCGGAGCUGCGCUCGUCCUUCCACAACACCUACCACACCAGCAUGCGGCAGAAACACUACUAUCGCAGUUACGAGUUCGACCUGCCACCAGGGGGCACCCUGCCUCCUAUGUCCUCGCUGGGGAACCAGCACACCUACUGCAACAUCCCGCUCACCCUGCUCAACGGCCAGCGCCCCCCCGGGAAGAGCCGCGAGCACAGCCUGGAGGAGGCGCACGGCAACAACGCCAUGCUGCCCCUGUUGCCCCGGGAGACCAGCAUCUCCAGCGUCAUCUGGUGA